Molecule: messenger RNA, 1125 nt
Organism: Aphanomyces astaci
Lineage: Eukaryota; Oomycota; Saprolegniomycetes; Saprolegniales; Verrucalvaceae
Exons: 1
Coding region: 1-990 (329 amino acids)
Cellular component (GO): membrane
Molecular function (GO): signaling receptor activity
Source: RefSeq, a predicted model, not a curated record
AUGAAGUCGACCAAGAAGCACUUGGCCGUCGUGGACGCGCUGGAAAGCCAAGGCUUUGAGUUCCUUGGGUUCAACCAGUUCAUUCGAUCUGGAUACCGCGUGCACCAUACGUGGCACGACUGCUGGCUGUCGUUGUUCCAGCUGCACAACGAAACGUGGAACGUGUGGUCGCAUCUCGUGGGGGCCGUCGUCUUUUUCGGGCUGAGUUUGCAUCACACAUGGCUCGAGGUCGCCGACAACGCCUCCGUCAUGCCUGCAUCCCUGAUUGAACAUGCACUGCCAUUGCAUCUGCGCCUCGGCCUGCACACUCCAUCCUUAACUUCGUCCGUGAACUUUACAUCGAUCGUCCAGAUCCCACCGGCCUCGUUCUACGUCACGCACGCCCAACACGUGUCGACGUGGCCUGUUGUCGCGUACACCGUGGGAGUUUGCGUCUGCUUUACAUGUAGCGCCAUCUACCACCUCCUGUACAUCCAAUCCCGCGCGUGGUGUGCUUGGUUCACCCAAGUGGACUACGCCGGCAUCAUCGUGCUCAUCGCAAGCGCGUUCGUGCCCAUGCUUUCGUACGCGUUCUACUGCGACCGGGACGUCGCGACCAUGUACCUGAGCGUCGUGGGCAGUCUGGCCAUGUCGUCGCUCGUCGCGUCGUUCGCGCCGGCGUUCCAAGACCACCCCCACAUCCGCACGGGGGUGUUUCUGGCGCUGGCUGGCUUUGGCUUUGUGCCGAUCGGACACCUCAUGCGCCACCACGGCCUCUUCCAUGACCACGUCCUGCUGACGCUGCAUGGCCUCGCGGGCACAGCCGUCGUCAACCUCGUGGGGGUAGCACUUUAUGUGACACAGUUCCCCGAGCGAUCAUUUCCAGGGCGGUUUGACUUGGUGGGCAGCAGCCAUCAAUGGUGGCACGUCUGCGUGUUCACCGCGGCGUUGGUGUACUAUGCGUAUGCCAUGCAGCACUAUGAAUGGCGUUGCCUGACCCCAUGUUUGUAAACAGAGGGAACGACCAACCUCCCACGGACACUUCCAAGGUAUAGAAAGCGGCGAUGGCAAUAUACACUGCAUGAAUAUUUGAAGAUAUUGGUGGUGAUGGCAUGUACAGAGCAAUAAUAUAUCGUGGAAUACCUA